AUGAUUAUUCUAUUUUUAAUUCUGCUGUACUUUGUUGCUUUAGCCAAAGAUUCUUGCGCUAUUAAUAACCCCGUUCCUUGUGGAUUUGAAGGUGUGUUAUCUGUUUCUCGUGUGUUUCUAGGCAUUUCCAGCGAGAUGUGUGUUGACAGAGGAUGUUGCUUCAAAGAGGGAGCAAGUCCGAGCUGUUUUUAUCCAAAUAUGGGAAUGGCGGAGAUUACGAAGGUUCACGUUAUCCACGGCUGUCAUUUUGAUGCCGGAUUUGUCGAUACCACGGUGAACAUUGUAAACAGAUACUUUGACGAGAUUUAUCCUCGCAUAUUUUCAGAGGGGACAAAAUAUGAAAAAAUGGGAUCAAAUGUGCAGAUGAAGUUCACGACCCAAUCUUGGCUUAUUAGUUUGUUUUAUGAUUGUCCCCAAGGUCUUGGAAUUCAUUGUCCUUCACAAGAUGCUUUAAAGCAAAUGGAUCAAUGUAUCGAUAAGGAUUGGAUUACUUGGCAUGCUUUUCCCUUCGUCUCGCAGCUAGAAAUCCUGGACGAAUCUUCGAUAUCCUUCGGCAUUAAGCUCUCCAACGAUUUAAAGCGUCGGUUUAAUAAAACGGAAUCCCAUUUCAUCAGCCAAAACGACGUUCCAGGAACGACCGCCGCCGCGAUUCCGAUUCUCAAGAAGAACGGCGUUAAUGGGGUCAGCCAGCCUCCCAAUGUACCCAAUAUCUACCGAUGGCGCGACCCAGCGAGCGGCGAAGAGAUCCUCAAUCUCAAUCAUCGCAACGGCUACGGCGGAUGGAGUUCGCUCGACGAUCUCGUGAUCAUCCCCGGAUACUCCGAAGCGAUGUUAGUCGCGUUUAACGGCGACAAUCAAGGCUCCUAUCAGCCCGGCUGGCUGCAAACCAUCUUCAACGCCGCGCAGGAUUUCUUCCCCAAAGCCGAAGUCGUCGCUUCGACGUUCGACGCCUUCAUUGAACCUGCUGCACGCUACGUGGAGGCCAAUCCCGACUCGCUCCCGCUGUUAGAAAUGGAGAUUGGAGACACGUGGGUGCAUGGAUGCGCGUCGGACCCUAAGAAACUCGCAAUGAUGCGAGUCAUCGAGAGAGAACGAACCGAUUGUGAAGCCAGCGGCGCGUGCGAUGAAGAGGAUCCACGUUACUACGAUUUCAGCAGGCUGUUUUUGUUUAAUGGAGAGCACACGUGGGGCGCCGAUACGAAAAUGUUCCUGCACGACACGGAGAAUUGGACCAACGAAGCGUUUCAUCGAUGCUUGGAAGAGAAAAAAGCGAACUUUAUGGCAACCGUGGAAACGUGGAAGGAGCAGCGAACCUGGGGAUUCGACGCACCGCUGGCCGCUUUGAAAGACCACCCGCUCAAAGAGCAAAUCGAGUCCGAGCUGGCCUUGCUGGCUCCGUCCGUUCCUCCCCUCGACGAGUUCGAAAAGCUGGAAUCGGUGGAGAACGUGGAGUUCGGCGAGUUCAUUGUGAGCAUUUCCGAGCGAACGGGGGCGCUGGUUCGACUGUUCGAUUCGAUCACCGAGCGGGAAUGGUGCGACGAGAAGCAUUCGAUCGGGUCUCUGCAGUAUUCGGUGUACAAUUCGAGCGAUUAUGACGCGUGGGAGGAUGGAGAGUGGUGUGACGCGUAG
Molecule: messenger RNA, 1629 nt
Organism: Blastocystis hominis
Lineage: Eukaryota; Bigyra; Opalinata; Blastocystidae
Exons: 8
Coding region: 1-1629 (542 amino acids)
Source: RefSeq, a predicted model, not a curated record